Lolium perenne is the source of this 459-nucleotide messenger RNA. The record is from RefSeq and is a predicted model, not a curated record. NCBI's taxonomy places the organism in Eukaryota, Viridiplantae, Streptophyta, Magnoliopsida, Poales, Poaceae.
AUGGCCGGUUCUACGGGCCGCGGCUGCCGAGGCAGAGGCCGAGGUGUAGGAUCCCCACCCCCUGAAUGCUCUUCGACGCCGGACUGCUUCCACAUGUUCUUCGAGUUAGUGGUCCUCAUCAAGGAGGACCCUUUUAGUUCAAAAAGGCACCCAGAGAAGUUCGUGCAAUAUCUCGUCAGCCAGGAGCCGGCUAGCGUGCACUUGCAAGAAGCGAGGUGUGGCUUUUGCCGGUGGCCUGUCGAGGUGUUGUUCAACGAGGAAGGUCACAUGUACCUCCACACUGACUGGGAGAAGUUCGCCUGCACCUACAACCUCGAGGUCGGUUGCUUGGUGAACUUCCAGUGGGAAAGCGACAACAAGCUCCGAGUGAAGUUGUUUGAUGACACAUCCUGUCAUAGGCGCUACCACAACGAUAAUAGCAAUGACGGCAACAACGAUGAGCAGAAGCAUGUAGUUUAA